CAUCCACGCACGCACAUGGCCCAGCUCUCUGCUCUAAGAACAGAAAGAAAGCAAUGAGGAGACUCGGCUGAAACUCCAGGCUUGAGGUGAUUCGACUCUUGUAUGGUUGAUGGUCCGACGUCAGAUUCCUGCUUCGUGAUUUUCGCCGUAACCCUGCAUCUUGAGUUGAGUUCAUCAUGGGGGACGCCGACUGCGACUCCACCAGCUCCAUGCGUCUAAAGCAAGAGAUUUCACUACUGCACGGUGUCUGCCUCAUUGUGGGGAACAUGAUUGGCUCGGGCAUCUUUGUUUCUCCCAUUGGUGUUCUUGAGCAAACGGGAUCUUACGGUCUGUCUCUGGUGGUUUGGGUUAUUGGAGGAAUCUUCUCUGUUUUUGGUGCCCUGUGUUACGCUGAGCUGGGCACAACCAUUCGCAAGUCAGGAGCUAGUUAUGCCUACAUCCUGGAGGCCUUUGGGGGCUUCCUUGCAUUCAUCCGUCUGUGGACCUCGCUGAUGAUCGUGGAACCGGCCUGCCAGGCGGUCAUUGCUCUUACUUUCGCUAAUUACCUAGUGAAACCGUUCUUCCCCACCUGCCCGGCUCCAAAUGAUGCAGUACGGCUCAUUGCAGCACUCAUUAUAGGUCUUCUCACUUUUGUAAACUGCAUGAAGGUGAAAUGGGGGGCCAUUCUUCAGGUCAUCUCCACUGUGGCUAAAGUCCUGGCUCUCAUUGUCAUUAUCAUUGCUGGGAUGGUUGUGCUGGCCCAAGGAAAAACAGACAACUUUAGGGAUUCCUUUGAGAACUCUAAACUGGAUCCAGGAAACAUGGCUCUGGCUCUGUAUGCCGCUCUGUACUCGUACUCAGGCUGGGACACCCUGAACUUCAUCACAGAGGAGAUCAAAAACCCAGAGAGAAACCUGCCCUUGUCUAUAGCGAUCUCCAUGCCUAUUGUCACAAUAAUCUACAUCCUCACUAACGUCGCCUAUUAUGCAGUGCUGGACAUGCAUACACUGCUACAGAGUGAAGCUGUGGCUGUGACGUUUGCUGACUAUGUGCUGGGAUAUGCUAGCUGGCUCAUCCCUCUGUCUGUGGCCAUCUCCUGUUAUGGAGGUUUAAACUCCUCUAUCAUUGCCGCAUCCAGGUUAUUCUUUGUGGGUUCGCGUGAGGGGCAUUUACCCAACAUCCUCUGUAUGAUCCACGUCAAACGCUACACACCAAUCCCAGCCCUGCUGUUUAAUGGUGGCAUGUCCCUCAUAUUUCUCUGUGUGAAAGACGUGUUCCAGCUAAUUAAUUACUUUAGUUUUAAUUACUGGCUGUUCAUUGGCCUUUCUAUAGGCAGUCAGAUCUACCUGCGCAUCAAAGCACCUGACCUGCCCCGUCCUGUUAAGUUGAGUCUGUUCUUCCCGAUAGUGUACUGCCUGUGCAGUGUGUUUCUGGUGGUCGUACCGCUCUACAGUGACACUGUAAACUCUCUGGUGGGAAUCUUAGUCGCUCUCUCCGGGGCUCCUGUGUAUUACUUAUGUGUGCACCUCCCGCCCAGCUCAAGACCCGCCUUUCUGGCACACAUGCUCGAUGCAGUUUCAUUGCAGACACAGAAGCUGUGUUAUUGCUGCGUGGCAGAUUCCAGCUUGGACCUGGACAAUCCGCCUGAGGAUCACAAAAAUGAAUAAACAUCGGCUCGCAAGGAAGCUAAACCAAAGAAGCUGGAUUACCCAGACUUCUUUGAGCAUAAUCCAAAACUCAAGCCAGGACCGCACGUCUCCACCUUCCAGUCUUGAGCGUGCAUGGAAUUGAGCAAUGGAUCGAGAUGGAGAUUAGGACUGAAAUAUUCAACCGAGUAAACAACUGAACACACGAGUACACACACCCCCUGUGCCUCUGAUCCCUCAGACCUCUGACUGUGUUUUAAACAUCAAGUUCAGUCCAGUGGACACAAGAAUGUGGCGGUGAUGCUGUUUUAAAAAAAUUUGGUUUACCUCCUUGUUUUAUUCAUAAAUGUUUAUUUUAUUUUUCCUUUUGUGACCUUCUGCUGUUCAUCACAUAUGACAUAUGUCUUAUAUGACACUUUACUGGAGAUGAUCAACUUGUGUUAGGCCUGUUAACAGAAACAUGGCAACUUUAGAGAUAUUCAAGAGGCAUUUUUGCUGGAUAUUGAAUUUUGUCUACUGAGAUGAAGGACCAUUUCAUAGGUACUCCAGACUUGAAAGCCAUAUCUUUUUUUUUCUUUUUUUUUUUUUUUCUUUUUAGGUUAUAACUCCAGUUGGGAAAACUACUUUGUUUUUGAAGUUACUCUGUGGGCCUUAAUUCAGCAUUGUAUAAAGGUUUCUUCCUGUUAUCGAGUGUGUCCUAAUAGUCCAACGCACAGUAUGUGUUUUGUAAUGAUGUCCAGACCAGAAAAUUGUGGAUCGGAUGUUUUUAGAUUUAGUCUUUAUUUUUAGCGAAUAAUAUCAUUCCAUUUGGUUUGUAUCAUUUAAGUGACUUUUUUUAUUCUAGAUCAUUUCCUUAGGCCCCAAAAAACGUGACGGUACAGUUUGCAUAAAUGGUUUGGAAAGCAGUUUUGGGGAGUGCUGCCACUAUGUACAGAAAUGUGUUUACCAGACAGUUAUCAUUUGAGUUUACAAGAGAGGAGGAAUCUGUGCCUUGACGCGUUCACCAGUUUUGGUCGAUCUCAACUUCAGAUGUUUGUAAAUCAUCUUAUUUUGUAUGAUUGUUUACGCACAGACAUCACUUUAAAAACUGAUGGUCAGAUGUGUCAUUUUACAGGAUUUCUAAUGAGUCACUCCGUUCCUUAUCAGAUGGACUCAGAAUAAUAGGCCAAAGAAUUGGUUAAAGGAUUACCAGCAAAUAUGAAGUCUUAAGAUGUUCACGACCAUAAAACUUUAAUGUAUCUUAAAGCUGCUAAAUUACAGUACAUCUUGCUGUUGCUCUUGUAUUCUGUACUUCAGCUCUUGAUUCCAUGCACAGUCCAUCCCUCUGUCCAAUAAAGUAACCAAAGUCAUAUUUGAAUCCAUCCAGAAUAUGUCCUGUCCUGAUAUUAUUAAUUACAUGCAAUUCUGACCCAGCUCAUUUUCUUUUGCAAAUGGUUGUGUUAAUCACCACAACAAAAUAUUUCAAUGUUGAUCGUCUUCAUGUUUGUUCUGUUAAACAUAUUCCAUAAUUUUUUUUCCGCCUGUGUCUUUAGGUACUGUAUUGUUAUGAUUCGUGCCUUAAAGCAGUUGUAUUUUAAUAUGACCAGAUGAGCAACAUUUUGUGCAGGACAUUCAAAUAUUCUGUAUACAGUCUUUUGAGAGUUGAUGUUAUUAAACCUAUAUACUCUUCUAAAUGUUCUUCCAUUGCAUACAUGUUCAUGUAUAACUGUUCAUUGGUUUCUUUUAUUUAUUCCAUAGAUUCAGAAGUGUAGACACUAUGACAAUAAACAUUAGACAAAAAGAAACCUUCA
Molecule: messenger RNA, 3415 nt
Organism: Carassius carassius (crucian carp)
Lineage: Eukaryota; Metazoa; Chordata; Actinopteri; Cypriniformes; Cyprinidae
Product: Y+L amino acid transporter 2-like
Exons: 10
Coding region: 177-1646 (489 amino acids)
Biological process (GO): amino acid transmembrane transport
Cellular component (GO): membrane
Molecular function (GO): L-amino acid transmembrane transporter activity; basic amino acid transmembrane transporter activity
Source: RefSeq, a predicted model, not a curated record